Messenger RNA from Zymoseptoria tritici IPO323, 1548 nucleotides. RefSeq lists its product as uncharacterized. NCBI's taxonomy places the organism in Eukaryota, Fungi, Ascomycota, Dothideomycetes, Mycosphaerellales, Mycosphaerellaceae. The record is from RefSeq and is a predicted model, not a curated record. Bases 1 to 1548 code for a protein of 515 amino acids. The transcript has 3 exons.
AUGACAUCUCCCGAGUACCACAACGCCGCUUCCGCAUACCUCGACUGUCAAGCUGCAGCCUGGAUCAUCUUCACCGACAACGCUCUGCUACACAGAGCGAAUUCCGUCGACGACGAAGUGGAAGGCCAUGGCUCUUUCGCCUCUUGGGACCAGCAUAAAGACGCAAUGACGAGCCUGGUGGCCCGCAUGCGGACGGAUGCUAGCUGCGAUGGCCAGGGCAUCGACGGCUAUGCCGUUCGUUUCAUGAGAACGUACAUCGUCCACGGCGGCGAGAACUGUCCCGUCGACGUACGAUCCAGAAUCCUUCGACACCUGGCAAAACGAGCCCAAGAUCAACGGAGCAGACUAUCGGACCUGCGACGCUUUGACAGGAGAAAGGCCAUGUACGGCACACAAGAGCUGAAGAAUGAGCUUCACCUCGGAAGAGGUGAACGCGCCUGCACAUGGCGGAAGGCUUGGAGAGUGAAUGGCUCGAGCUGCCCCCUUAAGCUUCAUCGACUCUCCAAACUCGCACUUCUUCUUUCCUCCUUUCUAUACCCAACAACACUCGCAAGAUAUCGGAAUACGGAGCACAUCCGAACUUCAACACUUUCCGCCGAUUCUUCGCCACCCGACAACAUCUCUACAAUGUCCUCAUUCCUGCCGUUUCCCGUCCUCGACAAUCCCACUCUGCUCACCACUUCAAGCUCGGAAGAAUGCAAUCAAGCUACAGGAGAUCUGCUCGUUACAGAAGAAGACGACCAAGAGCUUGACGACAGAGUGCUGCAUCCUGUCUACUUCGACUCCGCGAGCUCGCUCCAGCGUCUUGCGAAAAACUACGCAAUCCGCCCGGGGAUCCUGCCAACCAAAGACUCGCCCGAGUUUGAGCUUCUUCGUCAGAGUCUUCGCGCCAAUUCGACCCUGAUGAAGAGAACUUCAGCCCCUGGGGCUCGCGCAAGAACUUGGAACUCAGUUCCCACUACUGGCCUUGACAUCUCAAUUAACUUGAAGAGCGGCAGUGUCCAGCCGGUUGUCACCAUCCACAUCAAUGGAGAGAACAACGGCGAAGCGGUUGAGCGAUUUCUGAGCAGCAGCCUCGCGCUGCAGCACCUCACCUCCCCAAUGGUGCCUAUCGUACUGAUUGUGAAGUCCGCAAUCUUCACUUCCUCGGGCGAACAGAAGGAUCUCUCCGCCACGAUCGCCCUCAGCCCUGCCAAUAUGGGCGAAUUUGUGCAGAUCGCCUUGAAGUUGGUCGAAGAAGCAAAGGCGCAACAUGUACUGGGAAAGGCGAGCUGGAGCUGGGAGCACCGCGGGAAAGCUUGGCCUGAGCAUUCUGCUGUACGCCUCUUCCGCUCAAGGCCAAGAUUCGAGCUCACUGCUCCUGCGGAGAGUGAGCAGACGGGGUUGCUGGCCGUAUCGGAAGAAGCCGUUGGCGCAAACGGAACCGGGUCGAACUCAGGAAAGAAAGCGUCGGACGAGGGAACGAAGACGGGUCUCUCGCAGUGGCUCAGCGGCUGGAAUAUGUGCUUCAUUACGCAGGACGAAGGGACUGGAAUCUCACGGAAGUAA